Molecule: messenger RNA, 1272 nt
Organism: Phymastichus coffea
Lineage: Eukaryota; Metazoa; Arthropoda; Insecta; Hymenoptera; Eulophidae
Exons: 1
Coding region: 1-1272 (423 amino acids)
Molecular function (GO): zinc ion binding; nucleic acid binding
Source: RefSeq, a predicted model, not a curated record
AUGUCGGACGGGGUAAAAAUCGAAUUUAGGUUAAACACCGACAAUUGGGAGACUUUUACGGAGCAGUUAGAAUUACUCUUCAUUACAAGAGAUAUUAAAGAUGAAAAGAAAGCCGCGCACUUGUUGGUUAGGCUUGACGCAAAUGCAUACCAAUUGAUUAAACAAUUGAUGGCUCCGCAAAAAGCUAAAGACAUGAGUUUUGAUGACCUUCUGAAAGUCAUGCAAAAUCACCUAAACCCGAAACCGUCAGAGGUUAUGGAAAGAUGCAAGUUUCAUAAAGCCAGUCAAGGUGAUUCGGAGUCGGUAGCAGAGUUCGCAGUUAAAUUGAGAGGCUUAGCUUUGCACUGUAAUUUUGAUAAAAAUUUGGAUGACGACGCUCUCAGAGACCAGUUUGCGUGCGGGUUGAGAAGUCACGAAACUAGAGUGGAGUUGUUUAAACAAAAAAAAUUAACAUUCGAUUUAGCCCUGAAGGAAGCAGUAGCGCGCGAGAUGGCUACAAAUAAUGCAAAUCAGGCACUAGACGCUUUAAAGUCAGAAAAUACCAGUGCAGAUGAAGUCUUAGCGAUAAGAAAUGGUAACAAAAAAUAUUGGAUAGACGAAAAAAGAGGAUUAACUCCAAAAAAAGAUUAUUCCGAACUAAGAUGCUAUUGCUGCGGAAAGCAGGGUCACACAAAACCGGUGUGUAAGUUCAAAGACAGUGUCUGCCAUGGGUGUAAGAAGAAAGGGCAUCUCAAGGCAGUAUGCAAAAAUUCCAAAGAUGUUAGUUCAAAAAAUCGUAGAGAGCAAUGCCUGCAAGGAUCGAGCGAAGAAGAAGCAGAAGAGGACGACGCAAGCACGCACAGCGACCACGCAUCCACCUUCUACUGUUUGCGAGAUGCAGAGCACGACAAGGUAUUGAAAAAUGUUGUAAAUGUAAAAGCAGAGCAAAAGUGCUAUAGGGAUAGAGACGGCAAACCAAUGUUUGUUGAUGUAACAAUUAAUAAUAUAAAAAUUCGUAUGGAGGUGGAUACAGGCACCUUUGUUACUGUUUUGUCAGAAAAACUGUAUAGAAAAUUUUUUAAUAGUUAUAAGUUAGUACAAACAGAUAGAAGAUUAAUGGCCUAUGACAAAAAUAUUUUGUUGCCUGUUGGAAAACUUUUAAACUUAGAGGUCAAAAUUAAUAACAAGAUAUGUUUAUUAGAAUGUUUUGUAUUAGCAGGGAAUGGACCAGCAUUGAUAGGCAGACAAUGGCUGGCGGCAUUCGAUUACUGGCCUUUGCAGUUACGUAAAUAA